This is a messenger RNA of Candidozyma auris, 2433 nucleotides long. RefSeq names its product ATP-binding cassette long-chain fatty acid transporter PXA1 (gene PXA1). The record is from RefSeq and is a predicted model, not a curated record. The coding region runs from base 1 to 2433 and encodes 810 amino acids. Gene Ontology annotation, biological process: long-chain fatty acid import into peroxisome; fatty acid beta-oxidation; very long-chain fatty acid catabolic process. Gene Ontology annotation, cellular component: peroxisomal membrane. The transcript has a single exon. Gene Ontology annotation, molecular function: ABC-type transporter activity; long-chain fatty acid transmembrane transporter activity; ATP hydrolysis activity. Lineage: Eukaryota; Fungi; Ascomycota; Pichiomycetes; Serinales; Metschnikowiaceae.
AUGGUCCACAUCUCUCGUCUCACAUCGUACAGUCGAGAGGACGUGCGCAAGCUCUUGCUCAUUUUGCGAGAAUUUGUGCUCGUCUACAAGGACAAUAAGGUGUCCAUUAAUUACCAGAGCAGGCCCGUGGUUCUAUUCUUCGGCACUAUCAUCGCCACACUAGGGGUGGGUGCCUACUUUACUAUUCGGUCCUUGAUCAUCAAAUACAAUGAGUACUUGUACAAGCGGUCGCAGAACAGACCCCGUUUGAUCCGCCAACUGUCAACGAUCUUGAAGAAUGGCGCCAGAGAGAUUCAUGUUCCCAAGGGUAAAAACAGCACUACCCGUAUCAUCAUUCCAAAACCUAACAUGGACAGGUAUGCUGCGGACAAGUACCUUUAUAAGAAUUUCUAUAUUGAUCAGCGUUUGAAGCAGCAGAACAACAUCUUCAACCUGAAGUUCUUAAAUCAGAUCAUCAUCAUCUGGCGUAUUCUCAUUCCUAGAUUCUACUCCAAGAACACGUAUUUAUUGCUUUCCCAGUGCUUCUUCUUGAUCUUGCGUACGUGGUUGUCCUUGAUCAUUGCCAAGUUGGAUGGUCAGAUCGUCAAAAACUUGAUCAGUGCUAAUGGCAGGAAGUUUGUUCGUGAUUUAAUCUAUUGGAUCUUGAUUGCGUUCCCGGCUUCCUAUACGAACGCUGCCAUCAAGUACUUGACAAAUAGGUUGUCGUUGAGUUUCAGAACAAACUUGAUCAGAUAUAUUCACGACAUGUACUUGGAUAAAGUCAUGACCUACUACAAGAUUUCACUUAGUCAGAGCGAUCUUGAAAACAUCGAUCAGUACAUCACCAACGACAUCUCAAAAUUCUGUGACUCCAUCUGUGGCUUGUUCUCUAGCAUGGGUAAGCCUCUCAUUGACUUGGUCUUCUUCUCUGUCUAUUUGAGAGAUAACUUGGGAACCGGUGCUAUUGUGGGAAUCUUUGCAAAUUAUUUCGCUACAGCUUUCCUUUUGAAGCAGUAUACCCCCUCUUUUGGCAAGUUGUCUGCCCAGAGGACUCAAUUAGAGGGCCGUUACUACAACGAGCAUUUGAGUCUUAUCACCAAUUCUGAAGAAAUUGGCUUUUACAAGGGUUCUGUCAUUGAAAAAGCCAAAUUGAAGGAAACUUUCACGGGAUUGAUGGGACAUGUCUCCAAAGAGAUUAAUAUCUCUUUCUGGUACUCGAUGCUUGAAGACUACGUGUUGAAGUACACGUGGUCUGCCUGGGGUUAUGUGUUCGCAGGUUUGCCGGUGUUCUUAGAAGACAUUUGGCCAAAGGCUCAUCAACAUGUUGAUGAGGGUGAGCUGGCACCAGUGCCUGAAAAGAAGGCAAAGGUUGACGACAAGCAGAAUAUGAGACAGUUCAUUAUCAACAAAAGGUUGUUGUUGUCUUUAGCUGAUGCUGGCUCAAGAUUGAUGUACUCUAUCAAAGACAUCUCUGAGCUCACAGGAUAUACUGAUAGAGUUUUUUCCUUGCUUACGGAAUUGCACAAAGCACACUCACCAAAGUUUGAUUUUGGAUCUAGAUACGGCAUCGCCGACAUUCACGGCACUGUUCAGCACAACUACAGUGGAGGAGUCCGUUUCGAGCAUCUUCCAGUGAUUAUACCAGGCGUUGAAGGUAGCGAAGGUACCAAGCUCAUUGAUAAUUUGAACUUCCAUCUCCUGGGUAACAAGAAUCUUUUGGUUUUGGGGUCAAAUGGCUGUGGGAAGACCUCGAUUGCACGUAUUAUGGCAGGCUUGUGGCCAUUGUACUACGGAUUGAUGUCAAAGCCUAGUGAUGAUGAGAUAUUCUAUUUACCACAGAAGACGUAUUUCACCAACGGUAAUUUAAGGGACCAGAUCAUUUACCCCUCAUCUUACGACGAUAUGCUUGAGAUGGGAUACAACGAUGACCAUUUGUACCAUAUCUUGCGUGAAGUUAAAUUGGACUACUUGUUGACCAGAGAAGGCAACUUCAAUGUCAAGAAGGACUGGAAGGAUGUCUUCAGUGGAGGAGAGAAGCAGAGAAUGAGUAUUGCUCGUGUCUUGUUUAAGAAUCCUAAGUUCGUCGUUUUGGAUGAGUCCACCAACGCUGUAUCGACAGAUGUUGAAGACUACUUGUUCGAAUUGUUGCAGAAAAAGAAGAUUACUUUCAUUACCCUUUCCCACAGACCACUCUUGAUGAAAUACCACGACUUCAUUUUGGAGAUCAAAAAUGAGAAAGGCGAGCCCGACAAUUGGAUGUUCCACGAUUUGACCUCGGAAGAGAACUUGAAGACCAUUGACAACGAGAUCAGAGAAAUUGAAUCCAAGUUGGCCCAAGUAGAGAAGUGGGAGAAGAGGAAGGCAGAUAUCGAGAGGUACUUGGACGGCAAGUACGACGAUAUCAAAGAAGCAGAAAGCACUGAAAUGAGAGCAACAGCCUCGUUCGAGCUUUAA